AUGGCUCUUCCCGUCCCCUCGACGUCUUCCCAUCACAUCGCGUCGAACGCAUUCGCCUUGUCGUCGAAAUCAGACGUACAGAAGCACCGAGGGACAGUAACCCAGAAUCAACAAUUUGACGUGUUCAAUUCUUGGAAAAAGGGUAUGGAAUCCAAUACACCCAAAGCAUCGAACCGAGAGGUACUCGCGUCAAUCAACACCAACACUGCCAAUAAAUCUCGACCGUCGACCCUCAUUCCUCGACCGUCAGCUACUCCCGAUGUAUUUGCAUCUGACAAUAAACUCAAUAACACGUCCUCCACAUCCCGCCCUGUCAACUCAUUAUUCCUCUCCAGCAAACGCCCUCGAGAGACGAUCAGUAUCACAUUGGGAAAUCCCAAACGUGCAAAACUUGACGAGUCUGCAUUGAAAAAUGCCAAAGCAGAGGAGGAAAAAUGGAGGGCAAAAUGGAUAAAGGUAUUUCCAACUUUGGUAUUCCACUUUGAAAUCGGGGCAGAGGAAGGUGCAAAGCAUAUGCGCAACCGAGUGAUGAGAAUGGGAGCAAAAAUCGACCAAUUCUUCUCCACUCGUGUGACUCAUCUCAUUGUCAAAGGUGCUAGCUCACCUCAAAAACCAAAACCCAUCGCUCCUUCUCGUCGCGACUCCAACCGUGACCCUUUGAAAAACCCUUUCCUUGAUGGAACUGGCGUCACUGACCUCGCUCAGAAAGCCGAGGCCAUGAACAUUAAAGUGUGGACGGUGAAAAAACUCGCCGAUAUACUUUCUCGCAUUUCUCCCAUCGAAAACGCCACCAAAGACUCCCUAUCCACUCUUCUUCACGAUGAGAAAAUAAACGGCACACGUGAACGUGAUUUCUCGGCGCCGCGACCUGAUUAUUACUACUUCAAACCCGGGAACAAGUACCUGCUGGUCGAAGACGCCACAUCAAAGCAUCGAACAAUCAUGGUCAAAGAGUAUUCGUAUAGUCAGCAAGACGGUCCAGAAUGGCCUACCCUUUACGAUGGAUUUUUACGUGUCUCCUCUUCUAUGCAAAGCAUCAUCCCCAUAGAGAGGAUUAGAGAAAGAGCCUGGCGACUCUACGUUGACAGGCAAUCAUACCAAGGAGAACAACCUCCUCACGAUCUUAAACGCUCCACAUCCCUUCGAGCUUUUCCAUCAACACCUAAACUUCCCGAAGCUCAACCAUAUCACAACGCAUCUGGUAAUAGUGUUGUAUUAACAUCCACCAUCGCUUCGACUUCAACCGCCGGGACACCUGUCUUUGGUGGCUUCAACGGACUUGGAGCUAACAAAGACAGAGCGAUCAUGCAAAUGUCUAAACGCGUGCAAGUACUCAAAGGCAACGCUCGCCUCGCCGCUGCCAAGCGACAAGAUUCCGAUUCCACAUUUUCCUCGAAUAUACCUGAACGUCGAGCAAGCAUGGGACAGACCCAGCCACCUAAAACGUUCUUGACUCAAGAGCAGCUUGUCAAAAUGUUACAACAAGCUAGAGAACCGGUCAAUGAGAAUCCUGUUAGUGUUCAGGCGAGAAUGAAAAAUCGAGAGAAAGUGGAUAUGGGUCUGAAAGGUAGAGAACAAGAUACUGCUGCGGGUUAUUGCGAAAAUUGUCGAGUGCGAUACACGGAUCUCUCCGUCCACAUUGCGUCCAAAAAACAUCGUCGAUUUGCCAUGAAUGAUGAAAACUUUGAAGAACUCGAUAAACUCCUCUACACCCUGCAACGACCACUUCAUCGAUCAACGAUCGUACUACAAUAUCCCCCCUGCACCGACCUACACGACAAAUAUGCGGAAUGUCACAAGUGCAACGUUGACAUGGCAUCAGAAAGAGGUAUUGACGAUACUUCAGCAAGUGAAGCUGAGACCAGAAGUCCAAGUGAAGAGAGUGAGGAGAUAGGACAGACCUUUAGAAUCUACAACGGCUCCGACGAGUAUGGGGACCAGAGUGAAGAAGACGAUUUUGAGUAG
Messenger RNA from Kwoniella shivajii, 1965 nucleotides. RefSeq lists its product as uncharacterized. Gene Ontology annotation, cellular component: Dbf4-dependent protein kinase complex. Lineage: Eukaryota; Fungi; Basidiomycota; Tremellomycetes; Tremellales; Cryptococcaceae. The coding region runs from base 1 to 1965 and encodes 654 amino acids. The transcript is spliced from 4 exons. The record is from RefSeq and is a predicted model, not a curated record. Gene Ontology annotation, molecular function: nucleic acid binding; zinc ion binding; protein serine/threonine kinase activator activity. Gene Ontology annotation, biological process: positive regulation of nuclear cell cycle DNA replication; regulation of cell cycle phase transition.